UAGGCUACUGAAAUAGGUAUCUAAGGUGGCUGGCAGUACUUCACUGGACGAACUAUUUGACAAAGAGCUCUACUGCUAUCAAAAACCUUCUAGUCGCCGAAGGCGUCUUCAAAUUGGAAUAUUAAAAUCUUUGUUCAUAGUUUCCAGGUGAUCAUCCUAAGACAUGAUAAUUGUGCUUCUAUGGCUUCUUCUGUGGACUAAACAUGGCCGAGGCAGCUAUGAUUGCCAGGAGAUGAUAAACAACGCGCAAGCCACCCCACGGGCCGAUGUCGAACUCCCCGUACAGCUGGAAAACGACAAGUAUUCUGGAUGUUGGUGCAGGAGCAACGAGGAAUAUGAUAUUAUUGUUUGUUUUGGAAGUUACGAAUGCAAGAAGUUCCCUCAGCUUAGAAACCAUAGCAGCGUAUUAAGAGUACGGACAACAGUUAUCGAAAGAAUACUCAUAGGAGAACUCGUCAGAUACGUAAAUCUCAGGCAUUUAGAUUUAGAAGCAAACCAUCGCCUGACAUACAUAGAACCUGGAUCUUUUCGGUAUUUGACCAAAUUAGAACAACUGUCAUUAUCGUAUAACACAGCUCUACAGUUCAUCGAUAACAACACAUUUGAAGGCUUAGUAAACCUUCGGAGCUUAACUUUGAUCGGCAAUGGAUUCACUGAUCUCGAUCAGUUAACUUUUGCUUUCCAUCCGAUAUUGUUGCCGUCGUUAAGAGCUCUUAAUUUAGCUGAAAACACAUUCUCAGCCAUAAAAAAAUAUACCUUCUCACCGAUGAGAGGAACGAAUUUAACAAAGCUCUACAUAAACUUGUGCCGAUUGGAUGAUAUUCAUCCACUCAGUUUUUUACCUCUCAAGAAUUUGGAGGUUUUGCACGUCGGCGAAAACGAUUUGAAUUCAAGCCUUAUCGGAAAUUUCUUAAUUGAAAUGAUGGCACACAACAUAAGUUUGAAGAGUCUUGAUUUGUCCGGAAUGGGUUUCAGGAAACAACCCCCCAGACACUUGCUAGAAAUCAUAGCAAAUACUACCAUAAAGAGAUUGAGUUUAGCACAAAACCAAUUCGAAGUCAUCGAUGACGAUGCAUUCCCUCCGAUGGUGAACAUAGAAUUGUUAGAUUUAAGAAAAGUUAUGGCAAUGACUACUGGGCCGAAUGCCUUUGAACCCAUAAAAUUUCCAAAUCUGAAGGUAUUGCUCCUCGGAGGAAAUAAUUUACCAGGCAUACACAGUAAUCAUUUGUCAUCUCAACUCCUAUGUUUAGAUAUGUCCAACAAUAAAGGAAAUCUGGUGACUCCAGUUUAUUACGAAAUUGAUAGAGACACACUCAUUGGGUCAAGUGGGCUGAGAUACCUAAAUUUGGCUUUCAAUCGGAUCAAGUCCAUCUACAAUUACACCUUUAGAGGGUUGGAGAAAAUACGCAUAAUCAACUUAGAAAAUGGCACUAUAUUUUACAUUGGGCCUGGAACAUUUAAACCCACAAAACAUUUAGAAGUGCUCAAUUUAGCAAAUAAUCCUCUGAGUGUGAAUCAAAACAUUACAAGUGUGCAGUUUGAGGGAUUAACUGAACUGAAAUCCCUGAGUUUACAAAAUUGUGGCAUCAAAAAGUUUAAUGACGACGAUAAUAUUUUCGAAAUGAUGCCUAGUUUGACGAAAUUGAUCCUCAAGAACAAUCAACUUUACUAUAUCACUGCCGAAACUUUAAAACCUUUAAAAUUUCUUGAAAUUCUUGACUUGAGCGAAAAUCUAUUCAUAGCGUGGUGGAACCCUUUAUUUUUAGACGCAGGAGUAGCGCCACGACAACUUCUGCUGACUAACAAUAAAAUCUCACAUUUUUCUAUCAGUAUGAUUCAAGACAUUAGUUACAUAUUGGAAUCUAACGAAAAUUCUUCAGCAAUAAUCGACUUAAUGGCCAACGUGUUUGUUUGCGACUGCAUCUCUAUGUAUACGACGUACCUGUGGCUGCAAGUGAAUGGUUCCACAGCUGUGAAAACAUUCUUCGAGUCCUCCAACUUCCAGUGCAGUAGUCCUGAUAUUUGGGAGGAUCGAAAGGUGUCGCAAUAUUUGUCAUCAGUUAAAUCUAUGCAUUGUCCGGUAUAUCAUAAAAUCUCGAAAAUAAUGUUACUAGUUUGGACAAUACCAUCACUGAUUUUAAUUAUUGCAGUGUUAGUUGUUGUAGUAAUUGUCUACAAAUACAGGAUUUACAUAAGAUAUUGGUUAUUCCUAGCCAAGAUGGCAUUGGGUAGAACAUUUAUUAGGAAAUCUUUAAAGGCGGACAAUAAUUUAAAUAAAGGGUACAAAUAUGAUGCAUUUGUUUCUUAUUGCUUUGAUGAUAGAGACUUUAUUUUAGAAAUGAUAACGCAGUUGGAAACGAACCCGCCUUAUUUGAAACUUUGUGUGUCGGAGAGGGAUUUUGAAGUAGGUUCAUUUAUAUCAGAAGCAAUAGUAAGUUGUAUAAAUGAGAGUAAAUAUAUUUUGUUAGUGAUUAGUAAUAAUUUUGCCAAAUCGCAGUGGUGUCGUUGGGAGACUCAGCUUGCGGAAUAUCACCGGUUAUUCCUUGAAGACGGCACUACAUAUGACCCUUUAGUACUAGUCAGAAUAGGCGACGUAGACAAUAAAUAUUUGACCCCAACACUUAAAUAUUUACUGAAAACUAAAAUAUAUUUAACAUGGAAUGAAUACCAUACAGAAAAUUUUUGGAAGAAGUUAAGAACCGUGCUAGGUAAAAAAAGUAGUCAUUAA
Hyposmocoma kahamanoa is the source of this 2728-nucleotide messenger RNA. RefSeq names its product toll-like receptor 2. Gene Ontology annotation, biological process: toll-like receptor signaling pathway; inflammatory response; immune response. NCBI's taxonomy places the organism in Eukaryota, Metazoa, Arthropoda, Insecta, Lepidoptera, Cosmopterigidae. The record is from RefSeq and is a predicted model, not a curated record. Gene Ontology annotation, molecular function: transmembrane signaling receptor activity; protein binding. Gene Ontology annotation, cellular component: membrane. The transcript is spliced from 2 exons. Bases 164 to 2728 code for a protein of 854 amino acids.